Molecule: messenger RNA, 456 nt
Organism: Miscanthus lutarioriparius
Lineage: Eukaryota; Viridiplantae; Streptophyta; Magnoliopsida; Poales; Poaceae
Source: the annotation of a GenBank genome assembly
AUGUCGCAGCCGCCGAGCUCACAGCCGCCGAGCUCACCGCCUCGCACACUGGCCAUUUCGUUGGCCGUGUCCCUGUUAUUCGUCUCCUCCGCCAUCCUCUUGGUCACAGCAACGACAGCGUUCAUGUUGCGCUACUAUCGCCAGAGAAGGGACCGUCCUGGUUCCGAAUCUGGGCACAGGGUGCCCGGCGCCACGCCCACCGGCGGCACCGAUGCGGCGGCAGGCAUCCGUUCCCUCCCUGGAGUAGAGAUGACCCUGCCGGCCUUCUCUUACGCUCCCCAUGACGUCGAGCAUGGUGGCAGCGUACUCGAGUGCGCGGUGUGCCUCGGCGCGGUGAAGGAAGGGGAGAUGGUGCGGCAGCUGCCGGCCUGCAUGCAUGUGUACCACGUUGGGUGCAUCGACCGUUGGCUCGCCGUCCACCAGACGUGCCCGGUGUGCCGGUCGAUCGCAGCUUGA